Messenger RNA from Echinops telfairi (small Madagascar hedgehog), 5485 nucleotides. Its product is annotated as triple functional domain protein-like. Gene Ontology annotation, cellular component: cytoplasm. Gene Ontology annotation, biological process: protein phosphorylation; axon guidance. The transcript has 20 exons. The coding region runs from base 1 to 3609 and encodes 1202 amino acids. Gene Ontology annotation, molecular function: ATP binding; protein binding; guanyl-nucleotide exchange factor activity. NCBI's taxonomy places the organism in Eukaryota, Metazoa, Chordata, Mammalia, Afrosoricida, Tenrecidae. The record is from RefSeq and is a predicted model, not a curated record.
AUGAAGUCCCUGAUCUCAGAGCAGCUCCUCUGUGUUCCGGCUGGGCAGCGCCAGCGGUGGGCAGUGAGCAGAGCUGACGGCCAGCUUCUCUUCCAGGCGCUGGAGGACCGGCCCAGCUCACUCCUGGUCGACCAAGGAGACAGCAGCAGCCCCUCGUUCAACCCCUCUGACAACUCCCUGCUCUCCUCCUCCUCGCCCAUCGACGAGAUGGAGGAGAAGAAGUCUAGCUCUCUGAAGAGACGGCACUAUGUUCUACAAGAAUUAGUGGAGACAGAGCGGGACUAUGUCCGGGACCUCGGCUGCGUGGUUGAGGGCUACAUGGCACUCAUGAAAGAAGACGGUGUUCCCGAUGACAUGAAAGGAAAGGACAAGAUUGUGUUCGGCAACAUCCACCAGAUUUACGACUGGCACAGAGAGUUACAACUCACCGACUUGUUGAUUAAACCCGUGCAGAGAAUUAUGAAAUACCAGCUGCUGCUGAAGGACUUCCUCAAGUAUUCCAAAAAAGCUAGCCUGGACACAUCGGAGCUCGAGAGAGCUGUGGAAGUCAUGUGCAUCGUCCCCAAGCGGUGCAACGACAUGAUGAACGUGGGGCGCCUGCAGGGAUUCGAUGGCAAGAUCGUCGCCCAGGGCAAGCUGCUCCUGCAGGACACGUUCCUGGUCACAGACCAGGACGCGGGCCUCCUGCCUCGCUGCAAGGAGCGCCGGGUGUUCCUCUUCGAGCAGAUGGUCAUCUUCAGCGAGCCGCUCGACAGGAAGAGCGGCUUCUCCACGCCGGGCUUCCUGUUCAGGAACAGCAUCAAGGUGAGCUGCCUUUGCCUGGAGGAAAACGUGGAGAACGACCCCUGUAAAUUUGCGCUGACGUCGAGGACAGGGGAUGUGGUGGAGACCUUUAUUCUGCAUUCAUCCAGCCCCAGUGUCCGGCAGACGUGGAUCCACGAAGUCAACCAGAUUCUAGAGAACCAGCGCAAUUUUCUCAAUGGUGACGAGGCUGCACCCUUGACGUCACCCAUCGAGUACCAGAGGAACCACAGCGGGGGCAGCGGCGGGGGUAGCGGAGGGAGCGGCGGAGGCGGCGGCGGCGGGGGUCCGGGCGGCAGCAGCGGGAGCAGCAACCACGGAGGUGGCCCUGGCAGCGGGGGCUGUGGCGCGAUGCCCAGCUCGAGCCGAGGGCGGCCCUCCAGGAUCCCGCAGCCUGUCCGACACCACUCCCCCGUGCUGGUCUCCUCAGCCGCCUCGAGCCAGGCGGAGGCAGACAAGAUGUCAGGUACGUCCCUCCCGGAGGCGGCCCCUGGCCCGCCCAGCAGGCCCCCGCCCAGUGGAGAGCGCGAGGGUCCCGACCGAGACGCCGAGCCAGUGCCCAAGAUGAAGACGAUGGAGAGCCCACGGAAGUCCACCAACGGGUUGGCCAAAGAGGCGCGGGGGCCAGCGGAGGACGGACGCCCGAGGGCCAGCCUGGGCGCCCUGCCCCUGACCAAGCCCCGGCCGGGAGCCACCUCGCCCCUGAACUCGCCGCUGGCCACCACGUUCCCCUCCCCGCUGGGCAAGGAGCCCUUCCCCCCCAGCAGCCCCCUGCAGAAAGGGGGCUCCUUCUGGAGCGCCACCCCCGCCUCCCCAGCCAGCCGGCCCGGCUCCUUCACCUUCCCGGGGGACAGCGACUCCCUGCAGCGGCAGGCGCAGCGCCACGCGGCCCCCAGCAAGGACACGGACCGCAUGAGCACGUGCUCCUCGGCCAGCGAGCAGUCCGUGCAGUCCACCCAGAGCAACGGGGUAAGCCCGCCGCCGCCAGCUCUUUAUAAAUUUUUAAUACAUUUCCCGAAAAGGGUCUGUGUCUCUCUUUAUAAAAACAAAGCUGGCUGUUGCACGUAUAUCCCUUUCUCUGGGACUCUUGAGAUAAAGCUUUGCUGGGUUGGCUUGGUUUUGCCUCUCCUCCUACUUCUUCAGAGUGAAAGCAGCAGCAGCAGCAGCAAUAUCUCCACCAUGUUGGUGACACACGAUUACACGGCAGUGAAGGAGGAUGAGAUCAACGUCUAUCAAGGAGAGGUCGUUCAAAUUCUAGCCAGCAACCAACAGAACAUGUUCUUGGUGUUCCGAGCCGCCACCGACCAGUGCCCCGCCGCUGAGGGCUGGAUUCCGGGCUUUGUCCUGGGGCACACCAGUGCUGUCGUCCUGGAGAACCCCGAUGGGACCCUCAAGAAGUCAACAUCUUGGCACACGGCACUCCGUUUAAGGAAAAAACCCGAGAGGAAAGACAAAGACGGCAAAAGAGACGGCAAGUUAGAGAACGGUUACCGGAAACCACGGGAAGGGCUCAGCAACAAGGUGUCUGUGAAGCUCCUCAAUCCCAACUACAUUUAUGAUGUUCCCCCCGAGUUUGUCGUUCCAUUGAGCGAGGUCACGUGCGAGACAGGGGAGACCGUUGUUCUCAGAUGUCGCGUUUGUGGCCGUCCCAAGGCGUCCGUCACCUGGAAGGGCCCUGAACACAACACCUUGAACAACGACGGCCACUACAGCAUCUCCUACAGUGAUUUAGGGGAGGCCGCUCUGAAGAUUGUCGGCGCGACCACGGAGGACGACGGCCUCUACACAUGCAUUGCGGUGAACGACAUGGGCACGGCCUCAUCGUCGGCCAGCCUGCGGGUUCUAGGUCCAGGGAGUGAUGGGAUCAUGGUGACCUGGAAGGACAACUUCGACUCCUUCUACAGUGAAGUGGCUGAGCUCGGCAGGGGCAGGUUCUCCGUCGUGAAGAAAUGUGAUCAGAAAGGAACCCGGCGAGCGGUGGCCACCAAGUUUGUGAACAAGAGGCUGAUGAAGCGCGACCAGGUCACCCACGAGCUCGGGAUCCUGCAGCACCUCCAGCACCCCCUCCUCGUCGGCCUGCUGGACACCUUCGAGACCCCCACCAGUUACGUCCUGGUUCUGGAGAUGGCUGACCAGGGCCGCCUCCUGGACUGCGUGGUGCGGUGGGGAAACCUGACCGAGGGGAAGAUCAGGAUGUACCUGGGGGAGGUGCUGGAAGCCGUCCGAUACCUUCACAACUGCAGGAUCGCACACCUGGACCUAAAGCCCGAAAACAUCCUGGUGGAUCAGCGCUCGGCCAAGCCAACCAUCAAGCUGGCCGACUUUGGAGAUGCCGUCCAACUCAACACGACCUACUACAUCCACCCGCUCCUGGGGAACCCCGAGUUCGCGGCCCCCGAGAUCAUCCUGGGCAACCCCGUCUCCCUGACCACAGACACGUGGAGUGUUGGAGUGCUGGCCUACGUGCUUCUCAGCGGCGUUUCCCCCUUCCUGGACGACAGCGUGGAAGAGACCUGCCUGAACAUUUGCCGCCUGGACUUUAGCUUCCCGGACGACUACUUCACAGGGGUGAGCCCGAAGGCCAAGGAGUUCGUGUGUUUCCUCCUGCAGCAGGACCCAACCGCAAGGCCCUCGGCGGCCCUGGCCCUGCAGGAGCCCUGGCUGCAGGCGGGCCUCGGCAAGAGCGCGGACACGCUGGACACGUCCCGACUGACCUCCUUCAUCGAGCGGCGCAAACACCAGAACGACGCUGGACCGAUCCGUAGCAUCAAAAACUUCCUGCAGAGCAGGCUCCUGCCUAGAGUUUGACCUGUCCGGAAGCUCCUUUCUCAUUCUCUUUCACCUGCCGAUCAGCUGUGAAUUCGGAUGCUGGAGAGGAAACGCAAAAGCGAAACAAAACGAAACAAGCCCACAAACGCAGCCCACUGCCGGUGUGUUCAUCCUGUCACGCUGCCGCCCGAGAGCUCUUGGGACUCAGCGCUGACGCUGCGCUGGGUGGACCCCCCGGCCCCGCCACCCUCAGCGGUUACGGAGGGCCGCUGCCCUACCCACAGUAUUUCAUUCAGGUUUCUGAAGAAGAAAAGGAAAAGAAAAAAAACUGCAACAGAGAACUUUUUUUAAACAAACAGGAAUAGAAUUUUGCCAAUCCCACCUUUUCCAGAUUCACUCGAGAAAAAGCGCCUGCGUGGUAUGGACCACGGGGCGUUCACGAACCAAUCAAAGAUACCGCGCGCCCCCAGGAGGAUGUGCCCACCAGGCGACCAUGCCUGCGGCCCCAGCUUGAGCCCGGUGCCCACCUGGCUCUAAGCUUGCGUGGCCGCCUGGUCUGCCGGGUGUCACCCCGGACGCCAAACAUGCGGGUGACCUCAAGACUGCUGCAUAAAACUAGAACCAAUCGUUUUGCUCUGAUGAAAUGUAGGCCUUACUUGUACAUAAGACUGUACCUGCCUUCCGUCUGCCCUUCCCCGCUGCCCCUCUGGCACCCACCCACCUCCUGGCCGUACCCUCCCAGAGAGGGGGGUGGGUGGGGACAGAGGGCACUGCCUGCCAUGAGAGGACAUAUGGCUGGUCCCCCCUGCCCAUCCCACCCGGUCAAUCAGAUGGUUGCACAGUAUACAGUCAAUGGAAAUACUGUACAUGCACUCACUGGGGUUUCUGUGUGUUUGAUUUCAUAUCAUGUGCAAUGUUUUGGCUUUAACAUUUUAUGCAACUAUUUAUGAAGACCUCUGUUGUACCUGUAAUAAAUGCAUAGAAAAAGCACAUGCUUCGUUCAGUGAGCUUUAUGGUUUGGGGCGUGUUGCAGGGACGGGCUGGGGGAGGGUGGGUUGUAGCCCGAGAGGGCUAUGGGAUCCCACUGAUUUAACUCUUUGUGAAAUUUGUCCGUUUUGAGGUUUGUUUGUUUUUUUUAAAAAAAAAAAAGAGGAAAGGCGUGAUUUCAUACCCUGAAAAUAAAACUGGAUAAUAGGGUAAUAGAUUCAAAUUGAUUAUGCUAUUAUUCAGAAUGCCAAAGUAUUAGUUGCCCCCUUGCCCCAUCUCCACCCUUUACCCUAAAUCAGUCUGGACCUUUACAACUUCUUAAGACUUUUCUGAUGUCUGAUGAUGUUUCAACUUUCCGUACAAACAUUGGCUCAAUUGUGAGCUGAUUUGUGAGUCACUUGAAGCCGACCAGCAGAAGCUGUGGCCUGCUGGAGUCCCGGGUCACUGUGACAGAACUCACACUGGCCAGGGGGGCGCCCUAAGCCAAGGCAGCUGGUGUCUGGGCAGGCCUGCGAUUUCCUGGACGUCUUUUUAGCAAAAGGCCAGCCAGCCUGCUCCCCAGGCCUGCCGGAGGCCUGGGUCUUGAGCCAUAAACGGAUGUAGUUUAAAGCUUUGCAGCUGCCAGUGUAUUUUUAUUUAUUCUUUGGUUGCUUGAUUUUGUUUUUGUUCAUUUGUUUCCUCUUGUAAAAUUGUACAGAAACUUUUUUAAAGGAAAUUGGAUUCAAAACUGGAUAUGGCUCCAUAUAUAACCUCAUAACUUUUAUUUGUGGAUUUAUCAUUUUCCUUCAUGAUUUCAGUUCCGUUUUCUACAUGAUUUUUGCAUGUAUAUUUCUUUGUACAGAGACUUGACAUGUUUACACAGUGUGAUGUGAUGUAAAUAUUUUAUUUUGCCAUCAGUUAUUUUAAAAAAUUAAACACAUUUGCCUGA